Messenger RNA from Marasmius oreades (fairy-ring Marasmius), 911 nucleotides. RefSeq names its product Putative NADH-ubiquinone oxidoreductase 30.4 kDa subunit, mitochondrial (gene ALI1). The transcript is spliced from 7 exons. Bases 12 to 803 code for a protein of 263 amino acids. The record is from RefSeq and is a predicted model, not a curated record. Lineage: Eukaryota; Fungi; Basidiomycota; Agaricomycetes; Agaricales; Marasmiaceae. Gene Ontology annotation, molecular function: NADH dehydrogenase (ubiquinone) activity.
AGUGAACGCCCAUGCUCUCGAGGGCAAUAAUCCACAACUUGCGUCGAGCAAGUGCAUAUCGCUCUGCUCACUAUCUUUACUCCUCUUCUCGCCGAAAAGCUUCGACAUCUCCCUUCACUGAGCCGACAUCUCCCAAUCCAAGUCUCACGAAAUAUGCUGAGACUACAGAAGCUCUUCAUACAUACGGGUCAUAUCUCACUCAAUGUCUCCCCAAGUUCAUUCAACAAUUCUCAGUAGUCAAGGACGAACUGACGCUCUACGUUGGUCCUUCGGCGGUCCUUCCCGUACUGCAGUUUCUCCGAGACCACUCACAAUGCCAAUUCAAGAGCAUCAUGGAUAUAAGCGGCGUGGAUUUCCCGGAAAGAGAAAAGCGUUUUGAAGUAGUCUAUCAUCUGUUGAGCGUGCAGCACGCAGGGAGGAUCAGAGUUAAGACCUACGCCGGAGAGGGCGAUCACGUUCCGAGUUCUGUCGAAUUAUUCAAGGGAGCUGACUGGUAUGAACGUGAAGCAUGGGACUUGUUCGGGAUAUUAUUCAGUGGGCACCCUGAUCUUCGCCGUAUCCUGACUGAUUAUGGUUUCGAAGGACACCCAUUGCGAAAAGAUUUUCCGCUUACAGGAUACACGGAAGUUCGUUAUGAUGAGGAGCGGAAGCGUGUCGUUUACGAGCCUCUACAGCUCUCGCAAGCAUUCCGUAACUUUGAAUCACUCUCCCCAUGGGAGCAAAUCGGCGAAGGAACUGCGCCUAUUAGACCUGAUAAUCUCAAGCCGUUGCCACCUCCCAAGCCGGAGGAGCCCAAAAAAUAAAUACAUAUAGUGUUCUGGCUUAGAAAGUUCCGUUUACUCAUUUAAUUUCUCCGACAUCUCCGCGGUAAGAAGAGUCCCAGAAUACUUAAGUUGAGCGUAACGACACUG